AUGCACAUCCUCGAGACGAGCCCUCAGUCCGGUGUGAGCAAGUUCGAGGGUUUAGUCUGGCACAAGGCGCCGACCUCGGGCACGCCACCCUCGGCCCGGGCGUGCCACACCCUCACGCGGCUCGCGCACAAGCUGUAUAUGUUCGGCGGCUACGACGGCGCCAAGUGUUUCAAUGAUAUGGACAUCAUUGACCUCGAAACCAUGACGUGGAUGCAGCCGGCGCUCUCGGGGACUUUGCCGCAGGCGCGCAAUGCACACACCAUGACGGUCAUUAGUACAAAGCUGUACCUCUUUGGUGGCCACAGUGGCAACAAGCACCUUACGGACUUGCACAUCUUUGACACGCAGAAGCUGCACUGGAGCCAGCCGGACAUCCUGGGAACGCCACCUCCAGGACUUCGGGGGCACACUGCCAAUCUGAUCGGUCACAAGAUCUUCCUUUUUGGCGGCUACGAUGGCAAGGGCAGAACGAACGAGCUGUACAUCCUCGACACCGCCGAGGCCAAGUGGGUGCGCCCCACCUGGCCCACGGAGUCGCCUCACACGCCGCCUGGGAGGCAGCGCCACAGCGCGUCGCUCAUAGGCUCGAAGCGCAUCUACAUUUUUGGCGGCUUCGAUGGGAACAAGUGGUUGAACGACCUGCAUGUCCUGGACGUGGGAAGACUGGAGGAGAGUGCGCUGAAUGAUGUCGCGGUGCACACUCUCAUAGAAAACAUGGGCAGGCUCCUCAAGAGUCACGAGUUUAGCGACAUCGUCUUCCUAGUGGAAGGGAAGCCGAUCUAUGCCCACAAGGCCAUCCUCGUGGCCCAGUGCGAGCAUUUUCGGGCCAUGUUUGCCGGCGGGCGCUUCGCCGAGUCGCGGGAGGCAGAGAUUGAGAUUCCGCAGUGGAGCCACACGGCUUUCAAUGCCAUGCUGGAGUGGCUCUACACCGGCCAUGCUCCACGAGAAGUGUCCGCAGAACAUCUGACAGAGGUGCUCGGUUUGGCUGACCACUACACUCUGGAUGGCCUCAAGCACGUCUGCGAGAACGUGUUGAUCCACAGCGUGGAGAUCGACAACGUCUGCUCGCUGCUUCGACAUUCCGACCAGUAUAUGGCUCACGAGCUGAAGCGCUACUGCCUGGCCUUCAUCCUAAAGAAUUUCGACCAGGUGGCUUACACGCAAGCCUUCGACGAGCUUAGCUCCAUGCCCUCGUUGCUUCUCGAGGUGACCCGAGCGGCCGCCACGAAGGAUCAGGUGCCGCGGAACGUGGGCUGCUCCUCCGGGUCCAGUCCGGGCAUGUGA
This is a messenger RNA of Symbiodinium necroappetens, 1284 nucleotides long. The record is from the annotation of a GenBank genome assembly. NCBI's taxonomy places the organism in Eukaryota, Dinophyceae, Suessiales, Symbiodiniaceae.